This is a messenger RNA of Pimephales promelas (fathead minnow), 2565 nucleotides long. It is a transcript of the gene ezra, whose product is annotated as ezrin a. NCBI's taxonomy places the organism in Eukaryota, Metazoa, Chordata, Actinopteri, Cypriniformes, Leuciscidae. Gene Ontology annotation, molecular function: actin binding. The record is from RefSeq and is a predicted model, not a curated record. Gene Ontology annotation, cellular component: cytoskeleton.
AGCUGCGCGGUAAGCAGAGACCCGUUGCGCCUCUUUAACUCGAGUGGUCUAACUAACUUAUCGUACUAGCUAUCGCUGGGGCGAGGCUUUGACACCAUCUAUCGAAAAUGACUCAGGAAUGAGUCUCUAGCGUUCACUGUUAAGAUAGGUCGCGAGCACAGAGACUGUUAAAGAUCCAGCGCGCGCCUAUGGUUUCUUUUCUUCAGUUGGUUCCCAUAAAAGACUGACGAUGCCUAAGCCUAUCAAUGUCCGUGUCACCACUAUGGAUGCCGAGCUGGAAUUUGCGAUCCAGUCAGUUACAACAGGCAAACAGCUCUUUGAGCAGGUGGUUAAGACGGUGGGUUUGCGUGAGGUCUGGUACUUUGGUCUUCAGUACACAGACAACAAAGGCUUUCUGACAUGGCUGAAACUGGACAAAAAGGUGUCCUCUCAAGAGGUAAAGCAAGAGAACCCUCUGCAGUUUAAGUUUCGGGCCAAGCACUACCCUGAGGACGUGUCUGAGGAACUGAUUCAGGACAUCACAAAAAAGCUUUUCUUCCUGCAAGUGAAGGAAGGCAUCUUGAGCGAUGAGAUCUACUGCCCCCCAGAGACAGCAGUGCUAUUGGCCUCAUAUUCUGUACAGGCCAAGUUUGGAGACUACUCACCAGAACCCCAAAAAACUGGAUACCUGUCGUCUGAGAGGCUUCUGCCUCAGAGAGUGCUUGACCAGCACAAACUGUCUAAAGAGCAAUGGGAGGAGAGGAUCCAGAUUUGGCAUGAGGAGCACAGAGGAAUCCUCAAGGAAGAUGCCAUGCAGGAGUAUCUGAAGAUCUCACAGGAUUUGGAGAUGUAUGGCGUCAACUAUUUUGACAUCAAGAACAAGAAAGGAACAGACCUGUGGUUAGGCGUGGAUGCUUUGGGGCUUAACAUCUAUGAAAAAGAAGACAGGCUGACUCCAAAGAUUGGAUUUCCUUGGAGUGAAAUAAGGAACAUCUCAUUCAACGACAAGAAGUUCAUAAUCAAACCCAUUGACAAAAAGGCUCCCGACUUUGUGUUCUAUGCAUCUCGUUUACGUAUUAACAAGCGCAUCCUGCACCUGUGCAUGGGAAACCAUGAACUUUACAUGCAACGCAGGAAACCUGAUACCAUUGAGGUACAGCAGAUGAAGGCACAAGCCAGAGAGGAGAAACACCAGAGACAGAUGGAGAGAGCCCAGCUAGAGAAUGAGAAGAAGAAAAGGGAGGCAAUAGAGAAAGAAAAAGAGAUUGUGGAGAGAGAGAAGCAAGAGAUGAUGAUGAAGCUUUUACAGGUUGAAGAGCAGACCAAAAAGGUUGAGAGAGAUCUGAUGGAGCAGUUUGAGAGGGCACGGAUAUUGGAGGAAGAGAGGCGGCGGGUGGAGGAGGAGGCAGCGCGUCUGGAGGCUGAGAGACAGCUGGCACUGAUAGCUAAAGAAGAGCUGGCCAGGAAAGCGGAGGAUCAGAUGAAAAAUCAGGAACAGCUGGCAGCAGAGCUGGCAGAGUUCACUGCAAAGAUUGUCUUGCUGGAGGAAGCCAAGAGAGUCAAGGAAGAGGAAGCCAAUGAAUGGCAGAACAGGGCUAAAGAGGUUCAGGGCGAUCUGGAAAAGACCCGUGAGGAGUUGCAGCAUGUUAUGUCGUCCCCUGUGGUCGCUGCCCCCAUGGCCGCCCCUAUGGCUGCCCGGGCCAUGAUGGAGGAGCCCUUGGAGAACGAUCAUGAUGAUCACGAGGAGAACAACAGCACCUACAGUGCUGAGUUGCCUGUGGAGGGCAUAGAGGACCACCGCAAUGAGGAGGAGCGCAUCACAGAGGCGAAUAAGAACGAACGUGUGCAGAAACAGCUCAUGGCCCUGAGCUCUGAGCUGGCCGAGGCCCGUGAUAACUCUAUGAAGACUCAGAACGACAUUCUGCACAAUGAAAACGUAAAGGCCGGGAGGGACAAGUACAAGACGCUUCGUCAGAUCCGCAUGGGCAACACCAAGCAGAGAAUAGAUGAGUUUGAAGCCUUGUAAUGGCUGAUCAAUUCUCCAGUAAACGCGCUCUGCUCAUGUGUUGCUGUUCAAGGGUGAAUUUAUCUAAUCAUAAAUGGUCUCACUUUGUAUUUGCCAUUUAAAAUGACUGGGUUAUUUACACACUACACACUACUGUACACAAUAGUACGGUUCGACAAAUAUGGACAACAUGCUCAUUGAAGGCACUAAAAUGAUGUGUAUGUUUUAAAGUUUAUCUUGAGAACACUCUUGAGAUCCUAUUUAUGCUAAUUGUGCCAAAGGCUUUGUCUUUGUCUUUUAAAUCAUGUCAUCUUUUAUGGGAACAUUUUUAAUGUGGCUAACUUAAGAUCUUUAUGUGUCAUGAAACGCAUCAGUUCCUCACAAAAAGGAGUUUUUAUGCUUGGAAAGCGUAGAUAGAGUUUGAGGAUUGUAGAUAAUUAUCUAAAACAUGGAUGAGAUCAAAUCGUGGCCAUAACAAACAAUUUUAAUGUUUUUAACAGAUUCUUGAUUAAUUAAAUCCUGCAUAGUAAAUUAGAUUUUCUAUGUAAUAUUUUGAAAUAAAAAUAUGAAAUUGAUUUGAA